This is a messenger RNA of Phymastichus coffea, 4557 nucleotides long. RefSeq names its product protein artichoke-like. The record is from RefSeq and is a predicted model, not a curated record. Bases 1 to 4557 code for a protein of 1518 amino acids. NCBI's taxonomy places the organism in Eukaryota, Metazoa, Arthropoda, Insecta, Hymenoptera, Eulophidae. The transcript has 5 exons. Gene Ontology annotation, cellular component: extracellular matrix. Gene Ontology annotation, molecular function: protein binding.
AUGUUAAAAACACUUUUAUUGACCUAUUUCAUCGGAGCGUCCUCGGCACAUAAUUUUUUUGAACCAGGUAUCAUUCGUUUUCCAUUGAGAAGUGCGCAGCAAUCGAUAAAUUACGAAAGUUUUACAUCCAGUCAACAGAAUAUCACUAUUGGCAGAUGUGAACAUGUGUCGGACAAUCGAGUUGUACUAAAUUUACAAAAUUUGAGAUUAGACACGCCGCCUAAUCCUUAUCCAGGUUUCAUCGAUGGAUCUUUUGUAUCUUGCAUCAACCUGGCUGCCAAUGACAUUUUUCAAAUCGUCCCUGGAUCUUUCGAUCAGUGUCCAAGCUUGAGCUAUCUCGAUUUAUCGCGAAAUAGAAUUCAGUUUUGCGAUUUUUUCAAUUUCGGAAGUUCACAUCCCAGCCUUGUAACGCUAAUUAUUGAGGAUAAUAAGCCACCGAUCGACAACAUUGACAGAAUCAUAAGCAAAGCUGAUUGUUUUCCAAGAUUGCGUUAUCUUUAUCUCCGUAGAAACGCAAUCCGAGGUCUCAACUUUUCUCUGCGGAGAUCGUUUCCAAUUAUCACGCAUCUGUUUCUCUCCGAUAACCACAUAGACACUCAAACUUUCAUUCACGAUUUGCCUCCCACUUUGACGCAUCUUUAUCUCGAACGAAACUUCAUCAGUGAAUUGAACUGUCAUAUUAUGAGAAAUUUAGAAAACCUACAUUUAGAUGGAAAUAUUAUACGUUCAAUUUGUUAUAAAAGCUGCCACGGAUCAUCGUUGAAAUUGGAAGGAGUUCAUAAACUAACCACUUUGACCAUUUCUGACAAUAGAAUCAUUGAAAUCGAGUCCUGCGCCUUCCAAGAUGCCAGAGAUUUAAUGAUCUUAAAUUUGGGACAGAACAAUUUGGACGAUUUGAAGCACGAUACAUUCGAAGGAUUGCUUUCGCUAAGAGAACUCAAUCUCGAUGACAAUCACUUGAAAACUGUGCCAAACUUGUCUAACAAUAAUAAGCUGGUCAGUCUAGCCUUGAGGCGUAACAAGCUCCAGAUGAUAAGACGGGAUAAUUUUAUGAAUAUGAGAAUGCUUAAAUAUCUUUACUUAGGUGGCAAUAAUAUUCAAAGUAUUAUAGCUGGUUCCUUCGAGCAUCUUGAAUCUUUGAUGGAACUAGAUUUAUCGAAUAAUGGUUUAGAUUUUAUACCAAGUGAUUGGUUGAAGUGGCAGUGGAAUCUUCACACCCUAGAUGUUCGUGGUAAUAGAUUUAAAAGUCUGGAGCAAAUGUCGCUCAAUACAGCUCCAUCAUUGAGUAUUAUUUAUCUGCAAAAUAACCCAAUAACACAUUUUAGUGGAUCUAUUGUUUCAAAAUUCUCACCGAAUGCAAUUAUACACUUACAAAAUGAUUGUAGUGAUAGAAUCCAGAAUAGGACUGAAUGCUAUGCAAAAUGUGAUCAGAAUGAAAGUCGAAUGAAGAAUGAAACUUAUAUUAGGUGGAUCAAUAAAAUAAAGAUGUCUUGGCUUAUAACUAGUUUAGUUAUAUUUACUGGUACAGUGAACGCAAGAGUGCAAUUUACCAAAUCAGUUCAAUUUCCUCUAAGAAAUAUUCAAAAUUCCAUUAACGUGGAAUCCAAUUACUCAUACGAAUUGUAUUACAAGUCUGAAUUUCGUCAAUACUACAACACAAAUAAUGGAUACAUAUUGAAUUUGUCAAAAUUGAGUUUGCCCUGGACGCCAAAUCCUUACCCAGGGUUUAUCGAGAGUUCAAACAUCGUAACGAUAAAUCUCCGAGAAAAUGGAAUUUUCCGCAUAAUACCAGGUUCCUUCGAUUCUGUACCAUACAUGCAAUUUUUGGAUUUGUCGCGCAACAAAUUAGCAUUCUGUGACUUUUUUUACUUUGGCAGCUGCGUGCAGAACUUACAAACUUUAGUAAUAGAAGAAAACCAAUCGCCCACCGACAGCUUAAAUAAAGAAAUCAGUAGAGCCGGAUGUUUCCCGAACGUGCAAAAUCUUUACAUCCGUCAAAAUAGCAUCCGGCGUUUGAGUUUCUGUCUGAAACAAUCUUUUCCAAAUCUGGUGUCCCUCUAUCUAAGUGACAAUGAGAUUGACAGCUGUAACUUCAUUCGUGAUGUACCUACAAAUUUGGCUCAUCUUUAUGUGGAUCACAAUCACAUCAGUAGCAUAAGCACGUUCAUUACGCGAAACUUGGUGACUCUAAAAGCCGAUGGUAACAUAAUUCGUUCGAUUUGUUAUAAGAACUGCAGCAACACGUCGCUCAAACUUCUUGGCACAAAACGCCUUCAACAUCUGUCCGUCUCCUCGAACAAGAUCACACAGAUUGAAGCUUAUGCCUUGCACGACUCUUUUAAUCUCGUAAGCUUGAACUUGUCGAGCAACAGUCUCGAGACGAUAUAUCCAUCGACCUUUGCGUCGCUGCGCUCACUUACGCAACUGCAUUUGGAUAACAACCUAUUGACUCAUGUGCCCAAUUUGAGCGGCAACUGGUAUCUCAAGACUCUUAGUCUACGCAAAAACCGAAUUACCGAGAUUAAAAGAGAUAUUUUCAUUAGUAUCAAGUCCGUACAAAAAAUUUAUCUCGGUAGCAACUCCAUCAAAAGAAUACAUUCCGACGCUUUUUCGGAACUCACCUAUUUACAAGAACUUGAUCUCUCGAACAAUCAGUUGGAAACUUUGUCUACCGGUUGGAUGCGUAAUUUGAUAAAUUUGCAACGUUUAGAUUUGAGGAACAAUAGAUUUACCUAUGUUUAUCAUUUGUCGCUUAGCACAUCAUUGACACUUCGUAUAAUUCAUUUGCAACGCAAUAGGUUUGCCCAAAGUGAUAAGGGUGAAAUUCAAAGAUACUGCCCAAAUGCUCAGAUAUAUAUAGACGAUUAUCACAACAAUUAUUACAUAAAUGACGUAGUUUAUGAAGCAAAGAAUAAUGGAAGCAAAAAUAAUAAGAGUGAUUAUGUGGAUUACCAAAACUUGGCGAUUAAUGAAAAUUUUCCACAACUACAAUAUCUUUCUCUACGAAACGUAAAUAUAAAUAAUUUUUCCAUAAAUUGGAUCAAGCAUUUUCCCAAAUUGGAGUAUCUUGAUGUAUCAGAAAAUUUAUUAGCAGAUAAUUUGUUGAACGUCUUUUUAAAAAAUACUACUUCAAAUAUCAAAAGUCUCAUUGCUGAAAAAAUUGGACUAACUAUGGUAAGAACUGAAGAUUUACUGGCUAUUGAACAUUUAAAUUUAAAUCACAAUCACUUACCAAGAUUUAGCAGUCACAAAUGUCACGGAAGUAGCAUAUGUUUCGAAGAUAUGGAUAAUUUGAAAUUUCUUUCUCUUUCUAAUUGCUCAGUAACUUAUAUCGAAGAUAAUGCUUUCAAAUACAUGAAAAAUUUGUUGGAACUAGAUUUAUCAAAUAAUUGUUUUCAAAAAAUUCCAAAUCAAACAUUUGGAUACUUAUAUUCACUUUUAAGCUUGAACUUGAGUUAUAAUCCGCUAAUAAGUAUGCCAAACAUUGAAAAAUUACAAUCUUUGACAACUUUAAUACUGGAUGACUAUAAUCCCCAGAGGUGUUUGAAUAAUCCAUAUUAUACGAGCAAUUACGAAUGCUCAGAUACUUACACGUUAAAAGUUGAACAUGAAUACCCUCAAUUAACUCAUCUCUCUAUCCGUAAGAUUUUUAUUAAUUUAUUCGACAUCGAUUGGAAAAAUAACUUUCCUAAAUUAAGUUACUUAGACAUAUCUUAUAAUUCAUUAAGUCAAGCGUUUGAUUACUUACCGCAAAGUUUAACAUCUUUGACAAUGAGAAAUGUUGGUAUGACGUCGUUAGGAAUUUUAAAACUGGAGAAUCUUAUUUAUUUAGAUUUAAAUGAGAAUAAGUUUCAAAUUCUCAGUAGUCAUUUGUGUUACGAAAAUUAUGUUCUAUGUCUGCGAAAUAUAAUAAAUCUACAAUCGCUGUAUAUUGCUCAAUGUUCAAUCGAAUUCAUUGAAGCAGACGCAUUCAAAUAUGCUGAGAAACUAAAUCAAUUAGAUAUGUCAAGUAAUGUAUUUGAAGAAAUUCCCGUCGAAACAUUUGAAUUGUUACCUGCUUUAUCGCUUUUGAACUUGAGCAGGAAUAAUUUAAAAACUAUUCCAAAUUUUAGUAAUUUACAGAAUUUGACUUCAUUAUAUAUGGAUUCUAUGGUGAAUAAAAAAUUACUAUCACCGGAUGCUUUGGAAAAUUUUCCGCUGUUACCAACAUUGAAAAUAAUUUCACUUCGUUUUAAUGAGUUGAAAACAAUACCAUUGAGUUUUCUAAAUAAACUGCCAAACUUAUUAGAACUAGAUUUGAGUUCUAACAGAAUUGCAUCACUACCAUCUGGACAAUGGAAUAAAAAUCUACAAAACCUUUACCUGGAUAAUAAUAUAAUUAAAAAUUUGGAAGACAUAUCAUUACAAGAAAUUGAAUCAUUGAAGCUGCUAAGCAUACGAGCUAAUCUAUUGUAUUAUAAAAUCAAUCUCAUAUUUCUUAUUUCCUCCAUACAUAAACGUAGUAAAGGUAAUAUUACGAAAUUAGGAUCAUUAAAAGAAGUCAUAUAUAGCCAAUAA